Molecule: messenger RNA, 537 nt
Organism: Echinostoma caproni
Lineage: Eukaryota; Metazoa; Platyhelminthes; Trematoda; Plagiorchiida; Echinostomatidae
Source: the annotation of a GenBank genome assembly
AUGGGCUCGGAGUCAGACACAGCUGAUUCACCGGAUCAGACUAUAAGCAAAGUGGCAGACUAUAUCAAACAGAACGAUGUGAAACGAAUUGUGGUUCUUGCCGGGGCUGGGAUUAGCACAGCCAGUGGUAUCCCCGAUUUCCGAACUCCCGGUUCCGGUCUAUACGACAACUUGGCUCGUUUCGAUCUGCCCUGGCCGGAAGCAGUGUUCGAUUUGGAGUACUUCUACUCUGAUCCGAAACCAUUUUACGUUUUGGCCAAAGAGUUGUAUCCCAGUGGCCGGUAUCGACCGAAUGUGGCGCACUAUUUUAUUCGACUGUUACACGAACAGUCGCGACUAUUGCGCGUCUAUACGCAAAAUAUUGACAGUCUUGAGCGCAUGGCCGGGAUCCCGGAAGAGAAGUUAGUGGAAGCUCAUGGCACUUUUCUCACGGCCACGUGCACAGUUUGUCGCGCAAAAGCUUCUCGAGAUCUUGUCAAAGUGAGUGGUCUCGAUUUGAUCAUGUCCUCGUGCUUGACCGGAUUGCCGCGGGUAUAG